This is a messenger RNA of Lodderomyces elongisporus, 4962 nucleotides long. It is a transcript of the gene BPT1, whose product is annotated as ATP-binding cassette bilirubin transporter bpt1. Gene Ontology annotation, molecular function: bilirubin transmembrane transporter activity; ATP hydrolysis activity; ABC-type transporter activity. The transcript has a single exon. NCBI's taxonomy places the organism in Eukaryota, Fungi, Ascomycota, Pichiomycetes, Serinales, Debaryomycetaceae. The record is from RefSeq and is a predicted model, not a curated record. Gene Ontology annotation, biological process: transmembrane transport. Gene Ontology annotation, cellular component: membrane. Bases 1 to 4962 code for a protein of 1653 amino acids.
AUGGAUAAAAACAAUUCUGUGUUAAGUGGGAACCCCUGGAGUGACCAUCUCAUCACGGGGUUCAAUUCAUUUCAAUUAUCGCUGCUAAACCCAUAUUCCUUACUACACACAUUCAAUUAUUUGAGCGUCAAAGAUGACAUUGUUGUCGGAGUUGAUAGUUUAUUUAGCGUCAAUGCUAAUGAUUUAAAAAGUUACAUACCUGAUCCUCUUUACUCAAACCACGAAAAUGCCGUUAACCCACAGUUUGCAUAUUUUGUUGGCUACUUGCUAAAUGGGUUUUUUGCUAUUUUUAUGGCUAAAAGUUUUGUCAAAUUGUUAUUUACCAACCAAAAGCACAAUCGAAUACAAACGGCAACACCAUUGACUCAAACGUUUAAAGUAUUUUUAAUAAUAAUUCAAAUUGUGGUGCUAAUCACUCUUUUCCUCCUAACCAAGUUACAUGUAACUGCAAGUUUGGCUGCAGUGACAACAUUGGCUUUAAUACUUGCCAUGGUGGAGUUUAGAAAAUCGCCGAUACCAGUAGCCUCAUCCUUGUUAUUUUGGAUUACCAAUACUUUCUUUAUAUUUGGUGUGUUUAUUCAAGACACAUUCUCAAAACACAAGAUUAUAACUUCAUCGAGUGGUGCAGAGUACAUAUUGGAAAUCUUUUUGUUAGUCAAUAGCUUACUGAUCUUCAUUUUGGAACUUGCUUACUAUACACCAGGUUUUGAAACUGAUAAUGUACCUUUUAUGGAGAAGACAAAUCUUUUUUCAUACAUUACUUUCUACUUUUUACAGCCAUUGAUCAAUCACAUUUAUGAAACCAAUGAUGUCAAGUUUGAGGAAUUACCUGAAAUCUUGGGAGAUUUAUCCUGCGAUAAAAGCAAAGCAAAGGUUAUCAAAUAUUGGGAUGAAGAAAAAGAAUUGGCCAAACUGAGAAAGCCUAGUAUUUUUUGGAAAAUAUGGAAUAGACUCAAAGGUAAGAAAACAUCCAAGAAACGCCAAGAUGAGAAAAGUAAACCGAAUUUGUUUACUGCAAUUUUUUUGGCAUUUCUUCCACAAUUUUUUGGCAAUUUUGCAUUGAAAGUUUUGGAAACGACUCUCAACUUCCUGCAACCAUUUGUUUUGAUGAAGUUCAUCCAAUUCUUUACAAUAUACUUUUACAGUUUGGAAAAGCCACCAAUAAUCAUUGGAUACUUUUGGGCGGCUUUGAUGUUUACUAUUUCCUGUGCAAAUUUUAUAACAUUCAACCAAGCAUUUAGUCUACAGUACAGUAUGGGGUAUGGGAUCCAAAGCUCAUUAACUACCAUAAUCUACGAAAAAGCCUUGAGAUUGUCUCCUCAAUCCCGAAAAAACAAACCUACAGGGGACGUCAUUAAUCACAUAACUAUGGACAUUGAUAUAAUUUUUUGGUUCUGUUGGAGUCUUGGUGAAUUUAUGGCUGCUCCAUUGAGGCUUGGCGUUUGCUUGGUUUCCCUAUACAAAUUGUUUGGAAAUGCUACUUGGGCAGGUGUUUUGACGGCGGCAAUCGUUACUCCGAUCGCCACCAAAGUAAAUACAUCGAUGUCAAAGUAUUAUAUUCAAGAAAUGAAAGAUAAAGAUGACAGAACUAGCUUGACCACUGAGAUUUUAAACUCGGCAAAGAGCAUCAAAUUCUACUCUUGGGAAAAGCCAAUGUUGGCCCGGUUAAGUCAUAUAAGAAAUGACAGAGAGUUGUACAAUAUCAAACAGUGUGGUAUUGUUAGUGCUUUGGCUCAAUUCUUUUGGUCAUGCAUCCCUUUUUUCAUCAGUUGCUCGACUUAUGCUGCAUAUUCGUAUUUCUACAGUGUUCCAUUGACCCCAGAUAUUGUGUUUCCAGCAUUGGCCUUGUUUGACUUGUUAUCAGAGCCAAUGUUGUUGAUUCCUAAUUUCAUUGUUGAUAUUAUCGAAGUCAGCACCUCUAUGGGCCGUAUUGGUGACUUGCUUUGUUUAGAUGAACUUGCAGAUGAUCAAGAUGGUCAUGUUAUUAGAGAUCCAGAGGCUCGUGACAAUAGUGAAGUAUCUGUCAUUAUCAAAGAUUCUACAUUUAUCUGGAAUAAUAGCUUGGAUGCAGACGACAAGUCCCAGUUCAAAGAUGAGGAAAGUGAAGUGCAGGAGGAUAAUUCGAGUACUACAAACAAUAUUGCAUUGAAAGAUAUAAAUUUUAUUGCCAAAAAAAGCAAGUUGACAUGUAUAGUGGGUAAAGUUGGUAGUGGUAAGUCCACAUUGAUUAGAGCCAUCCUUGGUGACAUUCCCAUCGAUAUUCCUCAGUACUCAGAUAAUCCUGAAAACAGUCAGCCUCAACCCAGUGUCAAAACAUAUGGUUCGAUUGCUUAUUGUCCUCAAGCUCCUUGGAUAUUGAAUGGUACAGUUAAAGAGAAUAUCUUAUUUGGCCACAAAUAUGACUCUGAGUUUUACCGCAAGACAAUAAUCGCUUGCGAAUUAGUAUCUGAUUUCAAAACAUUACCAGAUGGCGAUCAAACUGUGGUUGGUGAAAAGGGUAUUUCUUUGAGUGGUGGACAAAAGGCACGUAUUUCCUUAGCAAGAGCAGUAUACGCGAGAGCAGAUAUUUACCUAUUAGAUGACGUCUUGUCUGCUGUGGAUGCACACGUUGGAAAAGCUUUGAUCAAGCAAGUUCUUUCUGAUGAUGGUAUAAUCGGUGAUCGUACAAAGAUCUUGGCUACAAAUUCGGUUCCAGUGUUACAUGAAGCCAAUGACAUUUAUCUUUUGGUUGACGGUAAGAUUGCCGAGCAUGGAAACUAUGCCAAAGUCAUGAAAGCCGACGGCGAUUUAGCAGCUUUGAUUAAGGAGUAUGGAAGAAAGAAAGAUGAUGGAAAGGCUUCAGAGACUGCAAUUGAUAUUGAUGGUGUACCAAUCAAAACCAAUAAAUUAGCUUUGUCGCCAGACAAAUCUGUGGAUCCCGCUGAGGCUUUAAACACUCAGGAUUUGGUGGAUGAAAUAGUAGACUAUAUGGGAGAAGAAAACCGUGGAGUAGUACGGCAGUCAAUUUUGCGUCGUGCAUCUUUGGUCUCUUAUAAUCACACUUAUGAAAAUGAUGUUGACGAUAACGAAGAAGAAGGGGGUGAUGGUGAUGGUGGCGGACAAGUUCCCGUUGUGAGAAAAACUGGUCACACUGAAGAGGAGUCACGAAAAGGUACUGUUCCUUGGGAUAUUUUCAAACAAUAUAUUGUUGCUUGCAAUUACAAAUACUUUUCCUUUUACGUUAUUGGAACUUUACUCACCUUGCUCAUAACUGUUGCCGAAAAGUACUUGUUGAGCUACUGGUCUGGAAUCAAUAGAGAUGAGAACAAAACCGUCAAUCCUGUAUUUUUUUUGAGUGUUUAUGCGCUUUUGGGGGUUGUUGCUGGGUUAUUGACAUACUUGGCAGCUCUCGUGAUUUGGGGAUAUUGUAUAGUUAAAGGGUCUGCAUAUUUUCAUGACAAGAUGGCCCAGUCAGUUUUGAGAUCACCAAUGUCGUUUUUUGACACCACUCCUGUGGGAAGGAUAUUGAACAGGUUUACUGAGGAUAUCGGCAGACUCGAUAUGAAUUUUCCAUGGAUGUUAAUUGGGUUUGUUACUGCGGCAUUGAAUGCAUUGGUGACAUUUGGUGUCAUUUUCAUUUCGCUUCCAGCUAUGUUCUUUGUCAUUUUGGGCUUAUUGGUUGUUUACAACUAUUUUAGAACAAGAUUUGUGCCUGCUGCUAGGGAAUUGAAGAGGUUGGAAUCUGUUGCCAAAUCACCCGUGUUGGCCACCAUUCAAGAAUCUAUUAACGGUGUCGAUACUAUCAAAGCUUUUCAUCAGAGAGAUAGGUUUGUUCACAAAAGCAAAAAGUUUGUUGACGACAAAACUCUCAUCGGUGUUGUAACUCAAAAUUGUAACAGAUGGUUAUCCAUGAGGUUGCAAUUUAUCUCAUCGUCAAUCAUGUUUGCUACUGCCCUUUUGGCGGUUGUCACCUUGGGCGGUAAGCAUCCAAUCUUGCCAAGUGUAUUAGGGUUUGUUAUGACUUACUCUCUUAGUGUCAUGUACAUUUUGAAUGCAAUUGUUAGAUAUUGGGCAGAUAUGCAAUCUGGCGGUGUUGCUAUAGAGAGAAUAAUUGAAUAUUGCAACUUGCCAUCUGAAGCACCAAUGAUUAUUGAAGGUAAAAGACCAGAUGACAAAUGGCCAGCUAAUGGUAUUGUUAAGUUUAAAAAGUACAGUACUGCCUAUAGAGCCAACUUGGAUCCAGUGUUGAAAGAGAUUGAGUUGACUAUUGACGCAAAAGAGAAAGUUGGUAUAGUUGGACGUACUGGUGCUGGUAAAUCUUCGUUAACAUUGGCAUUGUUUAGGAUCAUCGAAGCUACAGGCGGAUACAUUGAAAUUGAUGGCGUCAAUGUCAAUGAAAUUGGUCUUUAUGAUCUUAGACACCACUUGACAAUUAUCCCACAAGAGGCGCAUACAUUUAGAGCAUCAGUGAGGGAGAAUUUGGAUCCUUUUGGAGAGUAUACAGAUGAGAAGUUGUGGAAGGUUUUAGAGUUGGCACAUUUGAAGGAACAUGUUGAGAGCAUGGAGACUGAUCCAACAAAGGAUGAAAAAGAAAAAAGUGAAGAUCCCGAUGAGUUGCCAAAGAAGCGUGGUUUGGAUGCGCAUAUUGAAGAAGGUGGUGCCAAUUUGUCAGCAGGACAGAAGCAGCUAUUGUGUUUGGCUAGGGCCUUGCUAAACGAGACGAGUAAGAUUCUUGUGCUUGACGAGGCAACGGCUGCAGUUGACUUUCAAACGGACAAGAUCAUUCAGGAGACUAUUAGGGAACAGUUUAAGGACAAGACCAUCUUGACUAUUGCGCACAGAAUAGACACCAUUAUGGAUAGCGAUAAGAUUUUGGUUUUAGAUAAGGGUGAGGUUGCAGAGUUUGAUACUCCUCAAAACCUCUUGAAGGACAAACAAAGUAUCUUUUACUCUUUGGCAAGCGAAGGUGGCUAUCUCAAUUAA